Eimeria necatrix is the source of this 771-nucleotide messenger RNA. RefSeq names its product SAG family member. The record is from RefSeq and is a predicted model, not a curated record. NCBI's taxonomy places the organism in Eukaryota, Apicomplexa, Conoidasida, Eucoccidiorida, Eimeriidae. The transcript is spliced from 4 exons. Bases 1 to 771 code for a protein of 256 amino acids.
AUGCUUUGCCUCGCUUUUCUUUCACUCUUCGUUGUGUUAGGGUUCUGUGGAGACAGGACGGAAAGUGCCACCACAACGGGGAAAGCAGAGACACUUGAUUGCUUGACUCAGAUGAACGAGGCAAGGGCAGCCGCGGGACUCCCUGGAUUUGGGGAAACAGCCGAAGAAGGAAAAACUCUACCAGAGUAUGCUGAUUCCGGAAGAGCGAUAACACCUGAAACUUUGUGGAAACAAGUCUGCCAGAAAAUAAUGGGGGACGAAGGCGCAGUAACUGAAAUUGAGAAAUUGUCAGGAACGCCCGCAUACUACCCCGGCAGCAAGGACUGCGCAGCGGCAGUGCAGUACUGGAAGGAAGGCUUUUCGCUCUUCAAUAACAAGCUGCCCCCCACGUACCAAGAGAUAGAUGAUCCUGAUGUUUAUACGGACAGGGCUGUCUCCUUUGUCGCCCUAUAUAACCCCCAGGUGAACCCUGUGGCCAGCUGCGCCUUUGUCACCUGCACAAAAGCAGCCGCGUCUGCUGACCAGGAUUUGUCUAGAAGCCCGGAUGGCCACUCAUUGAGAAGACUUCAAGCUGCGCCCCAAAUAACUACUGCUGUCAUUUGCUUGACAAAUCCGGUAGCACUGAAAGCUGGAGUAGCGCCGUUCAAGGAGGAGGAAUGGCAGAAGAUUGUUCGCGCUAUAGUUGGCACUGAAGAGGUCAACAGGGUUUCAGCCGUCACGCCGUCACUGACACUUGGUUUCAUAAUGCUUUUCGCCUACAGUCUUUUUUAA